GCCUCCGGGCGACCGCCGCUGGUGGUGUUGCAGAUGAGGAGGAGGCGGCUGCGGUGUUGGAAGAGGAGGAGGCGGCGGCGGCGGUGGUGUGGGGAACUGGAACGCGAGCGGAGAUGGUGCCCUUGGUUCUGCUCAGUAGGGUCAGAGUUCCAACUAGUGCUGCAGACACCCAGCAUGUGCUGACCUGGUGACAACCAUAGUCACCAUAAUUAGUGAUUAGAUAUCACUCAACAAAGUGGCUUCUAAGAGAAAAGUACCUGUUUGUUCCCUGGCCAGUUUAAAAGAGCAAGUUCUAGACAUGGCAUUCUGAAAGUGAUGUUUUGAGUGGCUGCAUUUAGCACAGAGGUGGUUUGUUUCCUGUCGAUGGAAUGUUGAGGCAAGCUGGCCAGCAUCAGAGAGGCUGUCCAAUCAGAAGGGGGCCGCUCUAAAGGCUGGGCCACCUGCACCAUGGGCCAGUGUGUCACCAAAUGCAAGAAUCCAUCAUCUACGUUAGGCAGUAAAAAUGGAGAUCGGGAUCCCAGUGGCAAAUCCCACAGUAAGCGCAGCGGGAGCCACCGAGAUGACCAUGCACCAACUUGUGGGAAGCCUGGUGGUGACAUCCUUGUCAAUGGGACCAAGAAGGCAGAGGCAGCCUCAGAGUCUUGUCAGUUUUCAACAUCAUCUGGAGAUGCCAGGAGGGAUCUGGAGUCCAACACUGAGGAGUCCUCCCUACAGAGGAUGGAGGAACUAUUUAGGCGUUAUAAGGAUGAGCGGGAAGAGGCGAUUUUGGAGGAAGGCAUGGAACGCUUCUGUAAUGAUCUGUGUGUUGAUCCCACAGAAUUUAAAGUGCUGGUCUUGGCUUGGAAAUUCCAGGCUGCUACCAUGUGCAAGUUCACAAGGAAGGAGUUUUUUGAGGGCUGCAAAGCCAUAAGUGCAGACAGCAUUGAUGGGAUUUGUGCUCGGUUCCCCAGUCUCUUAAAUGAAGCCAAACAAGAGGAUAAGUUCAAGGAUCUCUACCGCUUUACAUUUCAGUUUGGCCUGGACUCUGAAGAAGGGCAGAGGUCACUGCAUCGGGAAAUAGCCAUUGCCCUUUGGAAGCUGGUCUUUACCCAAAACAACCCCCCUGUAUUGGACCAGUGGUUACACUUCUUAACAGAAAAUCCCUCGGGAGUCAAGGGAAUCUCCCGGGACACAUGGAACAUGUUCCUAAACUUUACUCAGGUGAUCGGACCCGACCUCAGUAACUACAGUGAAGAUGAGGCCUGGCCUAGUCUCUUUGAUACCUUUGUGGAAUGGGAGAUGGAGCGAAGGAAAAAGGGAGAGGAAUCAAAAUGUCUGACAACUUCAGACACAGAGAGCCUGUGUCAAGAGGAGCAGACUUACCAGUAUGUGUGAGCAGCUGUGACAGAACCACCUGCUGUAUAUUGUCCUUCAGCCAGUGGAGAACUUGGAACUUUCUGGAAAUUACUGAGGAUCCGGAUAUUUUCUACUUUACACCUUUCUCUGCCUUGUAUUUGAAAGGGCUCUAAAAUGCUGUAUCAUGUUUUAGGCACUUUCUUCAUUUUUAGUUAUUCUUUUUAAACAUUUUUUUUUUGGCCCUGAAAUAUUUGACCCUGGCUACAUGUGUAAUUUUUUUAAAGCCUUCAGAUAGAGUGAGUCUGCCAUUUCUUGCACAAUUUAGAUUUUUUGAGGGGUGGGGAGGGUUAGGUUGAAUUAACAUUACAAAAUGAUACAGUGCCAGAUCUCAGUUUUGCAUACUACAUUUUUCAGGGCAGGUCUGUACUGUGUGUAGUGCUGUUUACAUGGUUGAAUUUAGGUUGUAAUAAUUAUUUUACAAGAUUUACACAGAGUUGAAUAGCAGUGUUAACUGUUAACCACUUUGGGUUAAUUCCCAGACAAUUUGAAGUUCUGAAAACAAAGGAAAAAAUUUGAAGUCUGGUGAAAUCCUAUUUUAAGCUAAUUCAUUAGAAACCCUAAUAUUUUCUUCCUGUUCAUUCCUUCCUUCACCCAUUGCAUUACAUAGUUUAUUCAUCGACAUGCUGUGCCUGUCAUUCAAGUGAGCGGUUUCUAAUACAUUGUACUGAAAACCACUUAAGCAUCAAAUGCAGAGAAAGCAGUGCUACCUCAGUUUUGCUGGAAGUAGACCUCUUUGAUAGUUUUCUGUCUUUGAUGAAGUUGCUGUAUUUUCAUGUUCUAAGUGGAAAUACUUUAUUUUUAUUUGACUCGGAGCCAAAGGUUCUGUUCCCCAUGGUUGGCAAACUCCAUGCCCACUGGCCAACUAACUUGAAGGAAAACUGUGGUAUGGAGCUCUGCUUGAAUUUUAUUUUGAUCUCUCAAGUAUCAUCAGCUUACUUGUCUGGCAAGUGCAGGAAGCCUGGGCUGGCCUCAAUGCUGCCAAACAAAUGUUUGAAAGUGUGUUUAAUGGUUAAACUCUUAUGCCCUCUCCCUUCUUGCUGCAGCAAUGUUGUCACCUGACCCAGUGAGUUAUUUAUUAUCUUUUUUUUAAUGUCUGGCUCAUUUGGGGUGAUGUGAUGACUGUUUAGGUUUACAUAAAUUUCCCUCCCUCUCCUCUGAAUUUCUUAGGUUCAUUGCCUGUUUAAACUGGUUUGUAAAAGGGAAGCAGCCUUUAGGGUGCAGUGAGUAGGGGGAGGUGGGAGUAUGGAAUGAAGGAGGCUUUUCAAAGCCUGUUGAUGGAGCCUUUGAAUUCUGGAAUCAGAAUCUGGACCAUUUUCAUAAAAGAGGGGAUGGGUUCUUGUAGCUUUUUCCUUGCCCAGAACAUAGUACUGGUUGAUCUUUAUGAUAUAUUUGGAUACACUUUAGGGUGACUGAUCUCCCAGACUGGACCAUGAGGAGCUGGUUUCUUGUCCAAACCUAAUCCCAGUGAAGGGAUCAUCUGUUAAAUUUUGGUUUUAAUAAAUUAGUUUGGUAAGGAAGAGAGGAUGGCACCGGGGACUUAACAACAGUGUACAAAUCUGCUUCUGAUGCUUUUGAACUUACUCAAAAGAGAAUCUGUCAAGUGAAAACUUUUUUAUGCCCUUUUAUAGUAAAAUUUGUUUCUUAAUAUUUAAGCCCACUUUCUGCCCAUGUGCUGCACAUCCUUUGGUUUGGGCAUGGUCUGGUCAUUUCUAGCUCUUGCCUCCUUUACUAGAGAGCUUGAACUUACAUCUUUGCAGGAAUGAUGUUUUGUGGAGUUUCUGCAGUGAAUGUUUUUCUAUUGAACUUAAACCCAUUUUGUAUUGAAACUUUUUAAAGCCCUGAACUUGACGAGUUUUCCUUUAAAAAAAAAAAAAGAGGAAAAAAAAUCUACAUUUUAAAACUACCACAAAGUAAAUAGAUGAUAUUGGAGUACUACGGUAAGACUGAAGGGUAUUUGGCUGAUUUCCCUGGAUUAGCCACAGCUAAGCCUUGUGGCUGCUUAGCUGAGGCCAGCUUCACUGAAGGCCUUCGGUUGCCCCAGCAGGUUUAAUUGCAGUUUUAAAACUGAAAAAGUACUUCCUUUGCCUGAAAAUACUAGAGUGAAGACCAGAGGGCUCUUCUCAUUUCAGCUUGUUUUACAGUCCCUCAUUCUUGAAGCGAAAUCUCAGGCAUUGUUUGGGCAGGCAGACACGGUUGCUUCUAGGGGAGCAGAGCUCAUCACAUCCCAUAAGCAGCAGUCCAGUUGAAAAGGGGGUGAGGGAAGCCAUAAAAAUCCUCUAGAUCUUAGAGGGGCUGAAUUCCUUUCCUAGCCUAAAAAGAAGGCAUUCCGUAUAGAUGUACUGUAAUAUGGGUUUGGUUUUUGUUUAUUUUAAAUAAAAAUAAGUUUUUUUCAGAGGAGCCAUUUAAAAAAAUAUUUUUAAUGAACCAUUCGUUAUAAAAAUGUAACACAAAAGCAGUUCAGAUUGCAAAUGAGCCAGAAAAUGGAGUGUUAAGUCAAGUACGUGCUGUUCCUACCUCCCCAUUUUGUGUCCCUGUUGUACAGCAAGGAGUUAAGAUGUGUCUGUAAUAGCUCUGGAUUGAUUGUGGUCAUGAAUAAAGUUAAGCAUAGGCUUUGA
This is a messenger RNA of Vombatus ursinus (common wombat), 4010 nucleotides long. RefSeq names its product DCN1-like protein 3. Gene Ontology annotation, cellular component: ubiquitin ligase complex. The record is from RefSeq and is a predicted model, not a curated record. Bases 448 to 1374 code for a protein of 308 amino acids. Gene Ontology annotation, molecular function: cullin family protein binding; ubiquitin-like protein binding; ubiquitin conjugating enzyme binding. The transcript is spliced from 5 exons. Gene Ontology annotation, biological process: protein neddylation; positive regulation of ubiquitin-protein transferase activity. Lineage: Eukaryota; Metazoa; Chordata; Mammalia; Diprotodontia; Vombatidae.